Fusarium vanettenii 77-13-4 is the source of this 1758-nucleotide messenger RNA. RefSeq lists its product as uncharacterized. The record is from RefSeq and is a predicted model, not a curated record. The transcript has 6 exons. Gene Ontology annotation, cellular component: membrane. NCBI's taxonomy places the organism in Eukaryota, Fungi, Ascomycota, Sordariomycetes, Hypocreales, Nectriaceae. Gene Ontology annotation, biological process: transmembrane transport; monoatomic cation transport. Gene Ontology annotation, molecular function: monoatomic cation transmembrane transporter activity. The coding region runs from base 1 to 1758 and encodes 585 amino acids.
AUGGGCCAGGGCGUGGCGGAGCCAAGCCAUCUGAGGCGGCCUUCGCUGCUCUCCAACGAUGAGAGCCACAAUCCUCUGGGCACUCGUAGCGGCCACCUCCAGUCCCUCAUCCGCAGUCGCUCUACCCAGAGCAUGCAGAGCGUAACUGGCUCUCUGCACUCUCACCAUUCCCAUCCGACAACGCCGUUUUGGAUGGGCCCAGACGACGAGGAGACGGCGCUUCUCCACGUUCGCCCUCACGACAACGACGAGCUUGGCAGGCUGCUCAGCGACGAGCGCCGCCUCACCCAGCUGCUCAAUGGACCCCAGAACCGCAGCGCAAAGCUCAUCGGCCGAAGCAACCCCCGGUAUCGUUGGGAACAGUACUGGAAACCAGAGGAAGAGCUGGCCUCCAUGUCUAAGCCCCUGCGCGAAUACUACGAACGUACCAACGAGCUAAUCCAGCAAUAUCUCUACAUCGAUGCUCUCCUCGACUCGGCCAUUCCCCAUGAGCUUCUCAACGAAUACCAGACCGAGCUAGAGGCCUCGGCCUUCCGGCCCAUUGAUGUACCGGACACCAUCAACGAGGAGCCAUCCACAGCCUCCGACUCGCCCCCCAUGAGCGGCUCGACCCCGGCGUCCUUUACCCCAGGAUCCUACGGCACCGUCAAGGCGAACAACUCUUCCACAAAGCUGCCCGCAACUCGCACGCCCAAGGACAUCUUCCGCUCCUCUGAGAGCCUGCCAAUGCUUCAGCGUCAGGUCGGAGACGAUGAGGACGACGAGCCCCCCACAGCGCCUGUUACCCAGGAAGACGGCGCAGGCCCCAAGCCCAUCUUGCCAUGGUUGGAGGACGCUGAAGUCGACAGCGAUGACCCAAUUGUGACUCUGGCUAUCUGGGUCAACUUUAUCGCCAACGGCAUUCUCCUUGCUGGAAAGCUUGCCGUCAUUGUUUCCGUUCCCUCCAUGUCCGUCUUGGCUAGUUUGGUCGACGCUGUGCUUGACUUUCUCAGUACCGUCAUCGUUUGGAUAACUACGCGUCUCAUCUCGGCCAGUCAACAGGACCAAUACAGUUACCCCGUCGGUCGUCGAAAGCUUGAACCUCUCGGUGUACUUGUCUUCUCCAUCAUCAUGAUCACCUGUUUCUUCCAGGUAGGCCUCGAGUGUAUCCAGCGCCUCAUGGACCCUGCGCACCACAUCCUCGAGCUCGGUAUCCCCGCCAUCGCCAUCAUGGUUUCCACCAUUGUCAUCAAGGGUGCCUGCUGGGUCUGGUGCCGUGUCGUCAGGAACUCGAGCGUGCGAGCCUUGGCCGAAGACGCCAAGACGGAUGUAAUCUUCAACACGGGAUCCAUCUUGUUCCCGAUUAUUGGUUUCUAUGGACGUAUCUGGUGGCUUGACGCUGUUGGCGGCCUGCUCCUUUCCAUGGUUGUCAUCUUCAACUGGAGUGAAACCUCGGCCCAUCACGUCCGUAACCUCUCCGGCUUCUCGGCCCAACCCGACGAGCGUAACCUCCUGUUGUACCUCACGAUGCGAUUCGCGACGGCUAUCCGCCAGAUCCAGAACCUGCGCGCCUAUCACGCCGGAGAUAAGCUCUUUGUCGAGGUUGACAUUGUCCUCUCUGCCGCCACACCCCUGAAGGACAGCCACGACCUCAGCGAGGUUCUCACCUACUUCCUCGAGUCCGUCCCCAUCGUCGACAGGGCCUUUGUCCAUGUCGACUACACCAGCUACAACGCUCCGACCCACAUGCUCAAAGGGUCCGCUGCAAAGGCGAAAUGA